AUGAGGCGUGCGGGCUCAACGAGGGCGGCCUCGCCCACGAACACAACGUACUCGGGCAUCUCCAACUACCGCACCGACUCCUACCGCCCCCUCCCCAACAACGCCGCCGCCCAGUUUGCUGCGCCUGAUCCGCGCACCGUUGCACGAGUCCACUUUGACGAGCUCAGCUCGUAUCUAGCGUCCUAUCUUGCAAAAGCACGGCAGAAGCUCACACGCCUUACCCGUCAACAGUUUCAGGAGCUCUCGACAGAUGUUUACGAUGAGUUGAUGCGCCGCAAGAACAACACGAGCGACAAUGAAGUCCCCUUCCUUCCCGUCCGCGAUGACUUCCAUCCAAAGCGCAAUCAAGCGCGCCAGAAGCUCGCUACCUUGCCCACCGGCCGGUUCAAGGACCUGUCUAGCGACGUCUAUUACGAGCUUGCACGCCGAUAUCCCGAGUUCAAGGAGGAGCCCCCGGAUGCGGCACCUGCAACGUCGCCUGGGUCCACUUACGAUGACUACCCGUCGCCAGACUUCCCGCGCAACGGCCGCGCAUCGGAAGACCGCGGUAACGACAGCGGAUAUGGAGGAAGCACGCCCGGAGCUGGACGACGGCCGAGCGAAGACGCCGGGCGUCGGAGCGCCGACGCGUACGGCGGGACCGACAUCGGCUAUUCACGACGCAAGCCCUCGCAAGAUCUAUACGGGAACGACAGGCGAAAGCCAUCGCAGGACACUACGGUGCUCGGGCGGCGGCCGAGUGAGUCCGUGAGCAUCAACAGCGAGUCGACGAGCGCGUCGAACGCGCAGAGCGCGACGGCCGGCAUGGGCAUGAUCAUCCCGAACAAGAGCACGAUCGCGGAGGAGGACAUCGAGGUGCCGUACGGGCGCGACCAACGCGACAGCUCGAGCACCGCGAUGGAGCGCGACCGCAGCGUCGAGCGCAGGCGCGGCGCGAGCGACUCGGAGCGCGAGGGCGGCGAGCAGAGUCCGCGGAGUCCGCCCGUCGGCGGACUUGGCGGCCUGAGCGGGCUCAGCGCGCGGCUGCAGGCGGCGGAUGGGGACGAUGACGACGGCGGUGCCUCGGGCGGCGGUGGGCGCAGCGGAGACGACUUUUACGACAGGAUGUCCUACGGGCGGCAGUCGGCGGCAUCGGACCGGUCGGCGGGCGCGGGGAUCGGGGCGCGCAUGAUGAACGGGGGCGGGCGGACGAGCGUGGCGGGCGAGGAGCAGGAGCGGAUGCGGCGGGACUAUGAGUUCAAGAUCGCGACGAUGCAGGCGCGGAUCACGGGCCUCGAGCGGGAUCUCGAGGACGUGCAGGACCGCGAGCAGAAGUGGGUCGAUGGCGAGCAGCGCGUGCGGACGAUGGAGCAGGAGCUGAACGAGCUCCGGAGGCGCGCGGAGGAGAAGAGCAACGCAAUGCUGUCGUUGCAGCAGGAGCUGGAGACCCUCCGCGAGGAGCGGGCGCGCGAGAGGGAUAUGGCGGCGCGGCGGCAACGGCAGGACGAGGAAGAGAUCCAGUCUUUGCGCGAGCAGCUCGACGCUGGUGGGGGAGGCGGCUCGGUUGAGUCCCAGAUGCUCGAUCAGCUCCGUGCGGAAAUGGACGGGCUUGUAUCAGAGCUGACAGACUUGUCGCAGCGGAACGACGACCUCGCGGCGGCGAAGGAUAACGACCUAGCCAUCAUCCGCGAUCUCGAGACGCAGAUGAAGGACUACAAGCGCAAGUACGAACAAGCAAAGACGGAACUCCGGAGUGUGAAGGCGACAUCACAACUGUUCCUACAACCGCCAAAGGUCGACGAUCAGCUGCCCGUCGCCCGGGACGGCGCGCUCGUCGACAUCCACGUCACCGCCUUCGUCUCAUCCAUCGACAGUCUCCUCACGGCGGGCCGGUCCAAUGCGCCUACGCGUGUACUGCAGCCGAUGAAGAACGUCGUCAACGCCGUCUCCGCAAUUAGCGACGAUGUCCGCGCAUUCGAGCGACGACCGCAGCGCGACCGCGCCGAGGUCGACCUCGAAGCACUCCAGUCCCUCCGCGAACGGCUCGACGCAACGCUCAGCAACCUCGUCGCAGCGGCGAAGACACACGCGACGAGUGCGGGCAUGGCGCCCGUUUCUCUGCUCGACGCCGCCGCGAGCCACGUCUCCGCCACGGUGACCGAGAUCGGGAAGACGGUGCACAUCCGGCGGGCGACCAAGGCGGAGCAGGAGCAGUUCGCGCCCGCCGCUGCCGCUAGUUCGGCUACCAACGGGUACGCCCCGGCGCUGCGCGCGGUGGAGGAGCUGCGGUCGCCGCACCAGCGCGCGGGCAGCAGCACGAGCUCGCGCAAUGGGGACGACCGCUAUUCGCCGGUGUCACCGCCGCGCGGCGCGGCGGGCAGGCCGUCGCUUGAGGGGCGUAGGCCGCCGUCGAAUAUGUCAAGCUCGGCUGCGAGCUCGCCGCCGCCGAUCUUUGACCAGCCGAAGGGUAUGAUGAACGGGAGCAAGAGCGACAGCUCGGCGACGGGCGAGGGGCCCGACGAGGCGUGGGCGGAGCUCAAGCCGUACCUCGAGGCGCAGACAGAAGCCAUCGUAUACGCGAUCCAAAGUGUGCUGUCAGGCGUGCGGAGCCCGACGCCGUCGCCGACGCUGAACGAGAACCUGACGCAGAUCAUCACGAUCGUGUCGAGCAUCGUCGCGGUGUGCAAGGACAACUUCCCGCCGGGCGCACAGGCGCAGGGCGAGGAGAUCCUGCGCGAGCUCGGCGAGCACGCGAACAAGCUCAGCGAGGUGCAGGCGCAGACGGAGGUCUCGAAGGAGGCGCGCCAGGUGAUGGCGAAGUCGAGCUUCGCGGUCGCGAACGCGAUGAAGGGCCUCAUGAAGCUGUAA
Molecule: messenger RNA, 2847 nt
Organism: Trametes versicolor FP-101664 SS1
Lineage: Eukaryota; Fungi; Basidiomycota; Agaricomycetes; Polyporales; Polyporaceae
Exons: 8
Coding region: 1-2847 (948 amino acids)
Cellular component (GO): cell cortex of growing cell tip; actomyosin contractile ring
Molecular function (GO): MAP kinase scaffold activity
Source: RefSeq, a predicted model, not a curated record